AUGAAGGCUCCUACUACGCAUGUGAAGAGAUUGGGUGCAAUUGAUAUUGUGGUAGCACCAAAAACUACCAACACGCAUACCAUCGCAACCGAUAUUGCAAAGAAUCCGCAGUGGAAUAUACGUCCUUGCAUCUCGAAUGAUGUAGGUGUCACAACCCCAAGUACCAGUAGAGCCGCCAAAGAGAAAACUGCCGCAAUCCAAAACGUAAUCUGA
Arabis nemorensis is the source of this 213-nucleotide messenger RNA. The record is from the annotation of a GenBank genome assembly. NCBI's taxonomy places the organism in Eukaryota, Viridiplantae, Streptophyta, Magnoliopsida, Brassicales, Brassicaceae.